UUUGAGCGAGGAAAUAUUGACUUCCGGUCCUUACAGUUCCGAGUGCUAGAUGAGGCUGAUGAAAUGCUGAGGAUGGGUUUUGUUGACGAUGUUGAACUUAUUCUUGGCAAGGUUGAGGAUUCUAGCAAAGUCCAAACGCUGCUUUUCAGUGCUACAUUGCCAGUUUGGGUUAAGCAAAUAUCUACCAAAUUUUUGAAACCAGACAAGAAAACUGCUGACCUUGUUGGUAAUGAGAAAAUGAAAGCCAGCACCAAUGUAAGGCAUUUUGUCCUUCCCUGCUCUGUAUCUGCCAGAGCUCAGCUCAUUCCUGACAUCAUUCGUUGCUAUAGCAGUGGUGGACGCACUAUUAUUUUCACUGAGACAAAGGAUUCUGCUUCCACACUUGCUGGUGUGCUUCCUGGAGCACGUGCAUUGCAUGGUGAUAUACAACAGUCUACCCGUGAGGUAACUCUUAAUGCCUUCAGAUCAGGCAAAUUUUCUACACUUGUGGCUACCAAUGUUGCAGCACGAGGACUAGACAUUGAUGAUGUCCAGUUAAUUAUUCAGUGUGAGCCACCUCGUGAUGUAGAGGCAUACAUUCAUCGAUCUGGGAGAACAGGAAGAGCUGGGAAAAGUGGUGUUGCUGUGAUGCUUUAUGAUCCUAGGAUGUCAAAUUUUUCUAGGAUCGAAAGAGAAUCAGGUGUUAAAUUUGAACGUAUAAGUGCUCCACAGCCAUCUGAUAUAGCUAAAUCUGCUGGUGUUGAAGCAGCAGAAAAAAUCAAUGAAAUUUCAGAUAGUGUGAUUCCGGUAUUCAAAGCUGCAGCUGAAGAGUUACUCAACUCAUCUGAUUUAACUCCAGCAGACCUACUUGCUAAGGCAUUGGCCAAUGCUGCUGGUUACACUGAAAUUAAGAAUCGGUCACUUCUCACUUCAUUGGAAAAUCAUGUUACUGUACAGCUCGAGUGUGGAAAGCCCAUCUACUCACCAUCGUUUGCUUAUGGAGCUCUGAGGAGGUUUUUGCCUGAGGAGAAGGUUGAAUCUAUAAAGGGUCUUUCAUUAACUGCCGAUGGGAAGGGUGCUGUAUUCGACGUUGCUGUCGAAGAUCUUGAUGCUUUCCUUGCAGGGCAAGAGAAUGCUGCUGGUGUGAGCUUGGAAGUGGUGACCUUGUUGCCAAAUUUGCAGGAAAGAGAGCCAUCAAGAGGAAGAUUUGGUGGUGGCGGUGGUGGCCGUGGUGGCUUUGGUGAUAGGAAGAGGGCCUAUGAGAUUUAUAUACUAGUUUCAGUGCCGAACCCGCCUUUUGACGGAAUCCGACUAAUCCUGCUCGACCGGGCUUGCGGAUUAAGGCUGAAAGUCUUCCAGCGGGUGGCGGGGUUUGAACCCUUGACCUCAAGAUCACCACAGGUAGAAUUUAUAAUCAAUAGGAAUUUGAUUUUUGUUAGUAAAACUUUUAUGUCUGAAAUGCAAGAUAUUUGA
This is a messenger RNA of Salvia hispanica, 1452 nucleotides long. Its product is annotated as DEAD-box ATP-dependent RNA helicase 7-like. NCBI's taxonomy places the organism in Eukaryota, Viridiplantae, Streptophyta, Magnoliopsida, Lamiales, Lamiaceae. The record is from RefSeq and is a predicted model, not a curated record. Gene Ontology annotation, molecular function: RNA binding; RNA helicase activity; ATP binding.